Messenger RNA from Manihot esculenta (cassava), 1233 nucleotides. Its product is annotated as adenylate isopentenyltransferase 5, chloroplastic. Gene Ontology annotation, molecular function: tRNA dimethylallyltransferase activity. Lineage: Eukaryota; Viridiplantae; Streptophyta; Magnoliopsida; Malpighiales; Euphorbiaceae. The transcript is spliced from 6 exons. Bases 1 to 1233 code for a protein of 410 amino acids. Gene Ontology annotation, cellular component: mitochondrion. Gene Ontology annotation, biological process: cytokinin biosynthetic process; tRNA modification. The record is from RefSeq and is a predicted model, not a curated record.
AUGCAGCGAAAGCCGUUGCUUGUUGCUUUGGAGCUUGACAAGUCUUCGCCUCACCAGUUAGCUGGUAAUCCAGAGCUCAUUCCGGAAGAACUUCCUAGUGUAAUUCAAUCUUCUCGGAUAUUAGGCUUGGUUGAGUUCAAUUACAGUUAUUUAUUGGCCAUCUCUUCAUACUACUUAAGUUUGAUUGCAUGUCCAUUUGAUCGAUUGGACAUGCAGCAAUCUUUUAGUUUCCUCUUUAUUGUUUCUCGGCUAAUUCUGGUUGUGUUGUUGGCUGGUAAUGGUGAGGAUGGUGGAGCAAUCAUAAAAUUGCGAUUUUAUAUAAAAGUGGAGACUAAAUUAGUUUCUUCUUUGCUGGGAAGGUUGGAGAGGCCAUCAACACUUGAGCUAAAAAAUGAUAGGCACCCAUUUGAAGCUCAAAUCAAGAAGCAGAAGACUCUCUUCAUACUGGGCGCAACAGGCACUGGAAAAACAAAACUCUCCAUCGAUCUGGCCACCCAUAUUCCAGCUGAAAUUAUAAAUUCUGAUAAAAUUCAAGUUUACAAAGGCCUCGACAUUGUAACCAACAAGAUUGCUGAAGAUGAACGCAAAGGCAUCCCUCACCAUUUGCUAGGGUUUAUGGAUCCUGAGGCAGAUUUUACUGUGCAAGACUUCUGCACUCAUGUUCACGUGGCUAUGACUCGUAUCAUUAACAAUGGAAGCGUCCCCAUCAUAGUGGGUGGAUCCAACAACUACAUCAGGAGACUUGUGGAGGAUCCAUGUACAAAGUUUAAGUCAAAUUUUGACAGUUGCUUUCUAUGGGUGGAUGUUGAUUUGCCUGUUUUGUACAAGCGUGUAGCACAAAGGGUUGAUGAAAUGGUUGAAGCUGGUCUAGUUGAAGAGGUUCGAGCGAUGGUUGCACCUGGGGCUGACUACACUCGCGGGGUUUGGCGAGCUAUUGGGGUUCCAGAGAUGGACGAUUAUCUUCAUGCAGAGAAGGUGAUGGCUGACGAGAAGACAAAGAGAAUGUUGCUUGAGGCUGCUAUUUAUCGUAUAAAACAAAAUACAUGCAAGCUAGUGGAUUCUCAGCUGCGGAAGAUCAACCAGAUGAUAGAUGAACUUGGCUGGAAACUGCAUAGGAUUGAUGCUACCUGUGUGCUAGAAACAAGAGGCGGUGGGGCUGUAGAGGCAUGGGAGGAGGUGGUUUUGGAGCCUAGCUUGGCAAUAGUGAGGGAUUUUCUCGAGGGUCAGGAUUAA